AAUGUUAAAAACGUGCUAUUUUAUUAAUAUUUCGAACAAAAAGGAAUUAUGCAAUUAUAAAGUUUGAAUUUAAAAAAGUUUUUUAAAUUAGUUAUUAAUAUUUCUAUUUGGAAAAUGUAUCGUCAAAUGACAGUGACAAAUUUUUCUUUUAAUAAUAUAAAGAUGUUAACGAAAACUUUUCUAAUAAGUAAUCAAAACACAGCCAUAUGCCUUAGAAAUUAUAGUAAUGUAGUUAAUGAAUAUAAACGUGGUUAUUUUAUAAAUAGGCAUAAAACUAAUCUUAGAUUCAGUUCAUCUCAGCAUGUAAAUACAGAAAUUGCUAAUGAAACGAAGACCCAUAAAAAGAAAUAUAAGUAUGGAAAAUAUGUUGAGCUUUUACAAGUUGGUCUUACAACCAAACAAAUCAAAGCUAAAGUUAAAAGUCUUAAAUCAAAAAAAUUAUCAGAAUUUAUCGAAAAAUCAGAUUAUUUAAAAAAUAGAGAAUCUGGAAGAUUUUUAGUUUCUCAAUUAAAUUCAGAAGAAAUGAAGGAGUUGAAGGCUGCUAGAAAGAAAAAAAAGGACAAUUUGCUAAAGUUGACUACAGCCUCAUGCGAAAAAUUCUUAGAUUCGCCAAAAAAGCAUGUUCAACCAGUAGAAUACCAAAAAUUUGAUAUUGAUAUGUUUGAAAGCGGCGCUUUUCCAGCUGGUGAAUGUGACAGUAAGCCGUUAAUUUUUUUUAGGAAAGGAAAUGCUAAUAUAAAUGAUGAGCAUAAGGAACAUAUCAUUUCUAGUUUUGAAAAUUUAAAGGAUAUGAUUGAGAACAUCAAAUAUGAAGAAGAAGAAGAAGUUAAUUUAGAUUUACAGAUACAAAAAGAUUUAACUCAGUCGGAAAUAUUGGAUGUCGUUGAGUCAGAGUCAGUCCCACUUUUGCAAAGUGAAAGCAUAAAUUCAAAAAAUAGUAACAAGUCCUUAAAUAAAAAUGAAAAAUUUAACGCACGAUAUCACAAGUCUUUAGAACAGGAAAAACUUGCUAAAUAUAAUUCAAUUUUGAUUAAUUUAUCAACUUAUAUUAAUAUUUGCGUAUCAAAUGGAAUGUUAAGUCGAGCAUUUUCAACUCUUUUGUUCUAUCGAGAAAGAUGUAAAAAAUUAGAAAUAUGUGACCAGAAAAAGUCUAUUCCUAUUGAUUUUUUUAAUAUUUUAAUGCAUGGUUACGCUAAAAAAGGAGAAUUAAAUAAAAUUGAAAACUUAUUGCAAAUAUUGAAUGAAGACGGUGUAGAAAUUAAUCAUCAAACUUUUGCAAGUAUAUUUGAAUGUAUAGGAAGAUUGGACAAAAGCAACGAUAACAAUAUUUUAAUAACCAAAUAUUCAGAUAAAGCUAAGGAAAAAGGUUUUAGUAUAAAUGAUAUUGUCGAUAAAAGCAAUUUUCAAUAUGAUGAAUUAGAAAUUGUUCUUGAUGCGAUACGAAGAAUUGACCACAAUUUUAAGCCAAUAUUUACACCACCCAAUAUGCAAUACUCAAAUGUUUUACUUAAUUCGUUAAAUAACAAGCGCGAAAAUCAUAACUUAGGUUCAGAAAACCCAAACAGCAGUAUUACUUAUAACUAUUCUAAUGAAGAACUUCAUAAAUUUGCCAAGGAACAACUGUCUGCCGAGUUAGGUGGCAUUAUAAAUAUAAAAAGUAUUGAAGCAAGUCAAGAUUUUCCUAAUUCAGAGCAAUAUCGCAAGAAGUAUGAUGAUUUAAACGCACUUUGGAAAUCACAAAUUUGUGCAGCUAUUAGUAGGGAUUUGAAUGCUUUGAAGGCUCAAGCGAGACAUAAACCGAAUGGUCUAAUGACCUACUACGUUUAUUUGAAGACGCUUGAUUCAAGACAACUUGCUGAUAUAUUACUGCAAGAAAUUAAAAAGUUGGCCGAAGGCUCUGAAAGUUUUAGUCCAACAGUUGGUCAAUUGUACAAAGAACUAGGGCAGAAAGUUCAAACAAAGUAUCACAUAGAAUCAAAAAAGCAAAACGGUGUAUUAGAAAAGACUGGCAACAUUUAUAGAGAAUACUGCGAAAGUGUACGAAACAGAAAUGGUGAUUCUAAUACAAGGCAAAUAUGGCAGAAAUUGAUUCAUGAAAAUCGUUCAUGGGGCCCAAGCAUGAACAUAAAUGAGACUCCAUGGCCAAACAAUGUUCUUAUUAAUGUUGGCAAAUUCCUCUAUAACAUAUUAAUACGUGAUAUAAAAAUUGAUUCAAAUAUUUUAAAAAAUAAUGUUACAGCGCAAAAAAAAAAUUUGUUUCCAGCUUUUUAUACUCUAUAUAGAAAUCAUGGACGGCUUGUAAAAGAAGAAAUUAAACCACAUCCAAUUUUAUCUAGACUUUUGAGGGUCUCAAAACAAAAAAAUUUAACGUUUAAUGCCAAUCAGAUACCCAUGUUGUGCCCUCCCCAGCCGUGGAGCACACCUGUGAAUGGGGGUUAUCUUUUAAGUAAAUCAGAUUUAAUAAGGUUGCCUCAUCAAGCUAUACAGCAAUUGGCAAGAAUAAAUGAAAUGCCAAAUGAAAAUAUUUACCCAGCACUAGAUUCCUUAAAUCAAUUAUCGAGCAUACCGUGGAGAGUCAACACAGAUAUAUUAGAUGUUAUAUUAGAAGUAUUUCAAAAUGGAGGAGAUCAUAAAUUGGACGUUCCAGAAUCACCAAAUAGUCUACCACCUCUGCCUUCAAUUCCCCAAAAAAGUUCGAAAUUAACAAACAAUGAAAGAGCUCAAAUGUUUAAACAAAAGAUGGCGCGAAGACGAAAGCAGGCUGAAAUGUAUAGCUUAUGGUGCGAUACUUUAUACCGUUUGUCUCUUGCAAAUCACUAUCGGGAUAGAGUAUUUUGGUUACCGCAUAACAUGGAUUUUAGGGGUCGGGUAUAUCCUAUUCCACCUCACUUAAAUCAUUUGGGGUCAGAUUUAGCUCGAUCUAUAUUAGUCUUUGAUAAAAAACGACCAUUGGGUCCAGAUGGACUUAUGUGGUUGAAACUUCAUUGUAUCAAUUUAACUGGAUUAAAAAAACGUGAAUCGGUUAGGGAAAGAAUUCUCUACGCUGAACAAAUCAUGGAUGAAAUUUUAGAUUCAGCUAAUAAUCCAUUAAACGGCGGGAAAUGGUGGUCGAAAUCAGAUGAACCAUGGCAAACCUUAGCAUGUUGCAUGGAAAUAGCUAAAGUAUUAAAAUCACCAAACCCGGAAGAAUAUAUGAGUGGUUUUCCUAUACAUCAAGAUGGCUCUUGUAAUGGAUUGCAGCAUUACGCUGCUUUGGGUCGUGAUGUGGCUGGGGCAUAUAGUGUCAAUCUCUCACCAUCUGAUAGUCCACAAGAUGUAUAUAGUGCUAUAGCAACACUAGUUGAAAAAGCUCGACAAACCGAUGCAAGCAAUGGUCUUCAUGUAGCUCAAAUUUUAGACGGAUAUGUUAGACGCAAAGUAAUUAAGCAAACAGUUAUGACCACUGUUUAUGGCGUUACACGAUAUGGUGCUAGAUUACAAAUAGCUCGACAGUUAAAAGAUAUUGAGGAUUUUCCAAAAGAGUGGGUCUGGCCCGCAUCAACUUAUUUGACGACUAAAACAUUCGAUAGUUUGCGUGAAAUGUUUACGUCAGCCAAGGAAAUUCAAGACUGGUUUACUGAUUGUGCUAGAUUUAUAUCAUCAACUUGCAUGCAAAAUGUAGAGUGGACAACUCCUUUAGGAUUACCGGUUGUACAACCUUACAGUCGUAUGGAACACAGAAAAACAAGAUCUGCUCAUGUUGGUGAAACAAUGUCUUUAGACAUGUACGAAAAACCAAACGUAAUGAAGCAGAAAAAUGCUUUUCCACCUAAUUUUAUACAUUCAUUGGACUCCAGUCAUAUGAUGUUAACGUCAUUAUUUUGUGAAAGGAAUGAAAUUACUUUUAUUUCUGUUCAUGAUUGCUUUUGGACACACGCUUGCACCGUUCCUGAUAUGAAUAAAAUUUGCAGAGAACAGUUUGUUGCACUUCAUUCUCAACCGAUUUUAGAAGAUCUUUCUAAAUUUAUGAUAAAUAAAUAUAGUUUUAAAGAAAGUGAAUUGAAUAGCGAAAACCUGGUUUUGAACGCAGCAAAGCAAAAAUUAAAUCAAACCUUAAAACAAAUGCCCCCCAAGGGUGAUUUUGACCUGCAGACAGUUUUAAAAUCAACAUAUUUUUUCAGCUAAAGUUUUAUAUAUUUAGAACAAUAGAAAUUUCAAAAUACAUUUAUAAGAAUAUUUUUAAAAUUAUUAAAAAAUUAUCUGUUAAUCUUGAUUUCUUUUUUUAGCAAAAUCUUUUAA
Molecule: messenger RNA, 4278 nt
Organism: Condylostylus longicornis
Lineage: Eukaryota; Metazoa; Arthropoda; Insecta; Diptera; Dolichopodidae
Gene: mtRNApol
Product: DNA-directed RNA polymerase, mitochondrial
Exons: 14
Coding region: 115-4164 (1349 amino acids)
Biological process (GO): mitochondrial transcription
Cellular component (GO): mitochondrial DNA-directed RNA polymerase complex
Molecular function (GO): protein binding; DNA-directed RNA polymerase activity; mitochondrial promoter sequence-specific DNA binding
Source: RefSeq, a predicted model, not a curated record